AUGACACGUAAUAAAGCACACAAACAGCGAUUCCGUUCCAAACAUAUGUUGGCGGAGAAGAUAAAAGGCCGGAAGCUGCAGUCAGUUAACAAGAUUGCAAAGGUAAUAGACAUUACCAAUUCCAAGGAGCGGUCACGUCAACUAUCAAAGUCGUUGCACGGAAAGCGGGUAAAGGCAUCCCUUGAACAUAAAAGGCUUGGUGGAGCUAAUGGUAUUCCUCGAAUUAUUGGUGUCCUCCCAGCCAACGAAUCUGGAAAUACUGAAGAAGUAAUUGUGAAAUUAUGCGAAUUUUUUAACUGUACAUGGCAACCUGGAGAAAGUACACGUACCGUUGUUUCACAUGAAAGGAAUACUUCCUUUACGUUCAUAUGCGAAAAAAACUGCAACGCUCAGGACUGUGUUGAUGUUUCGAAGGUUUCUGAUAUUCUUAUCCUUGUUCUAGAUGUAUCACAGAUGGUACAUGAUGCAAUAAGCGAGAUUCGGGCCUCAGGUAUUUAUGAUGACGAUGAUUCUGAAAAAGUCUCCACUACAUGGUUUAGUGAUGUGGGCCUUUGUAUUACUGACUACACACGUGAUCUUAUUACAGCGAUUAAUUCUCAGGGUGCCCCUGGUGUAGUUGUGGUCCUGCAAAAUUUGCAUACCUUUCCCGAAAAGCGCCAACAGAAAAUUCUAAAGGUUCACCAGCGUUAUUUCCUUUCUGUAUUGCAUGCCUCCUCUAAAAUAAUGGUAGUGGAUGAUGAGAAUAGCUACAAAACACUUACAUAUCAUCUCCAAGUUAUGAAAAUUCAUUUAUUAAAAUGGAGAGAUCAACACCCCUAUUUUGUAGUGGAGAAUGGUGCUUAUGAUAGAGAGUCUCGACAGCUUACGCUUUGUGGGUUCCUGCGCGGUCAGCCCUUAUCGGCCAAUCAACUAAUCCAUCUCACUAAUCAUGGUACAUUUCAAAUUUCUAAUAUUUUUGUAUUCAAUGAGAGUGGUGAGAAGAUUAUUUUAGAUAUCAGCGAUGAGACCCAACGAGAGUCAUUAAAGCAUAUACAACCCAGCUCGACUCUUGAGGAUGAGGGUAUGCCAACAGAAGCGGAUGUAGAUUACAUGCAAGAAAUGGAAGAUACACACAGGAUCAAAGUGCCGCUUGGUUCUUCAGAUUAUCAGGCAGUGUGGUAUGACAACAAAGAAAACACUUUGGAAGGGCAUGGUACAUCACAUAUUAUGGAUCCCAAUAGGGAUGAUGAUGCAUUUGCAGAGGUUAUGUCUCACCAUACCACUCAGACAGAUGGAGAUUUUUUAAAUGUGGAAGAUGCAAUCCGCUUGGACCAAAUGUCAUAUGAGGAAAGGGAGCUUGAAAUGCAAAGACUAAGGGAAGCGAGUGAGCAAGAAGCGUGGUCUCCUGAUGUAAUAGACACUCCUACUAACAUUGCUGCACGGCAACGCUUUGCCAAGUAUCGAGGGCUGAAAAGCUUCAAAACAGGAAAGUGGGAUCUAUCAGAAAAUCUGCCGCCUCAAUAUGCGUACAUUUAUAAACUGCAGGGCUAUUCAAAAAUCCGGGCUAAUUCUAUUGAAAAAUGUAAGGAAGGAGUCGCCCAAGUUGGCCAAUUUAUUCAUGUUACGCUAGAAAAUGUUGACUCAAAUGUUUGGGAAAACAAAUCCAGUUGCUUGCUGAUUGCAUCAGGACAAUUGGAGCACGAGCAAAAAUGGUCUCUACUCCAUUUUCAGGUUCAACGUGCAAGCAACUUCACUGACCCCAUAAAAUCAAAAACACCAAUGCUGGCUCAUAUAGGCUUUCGAAAAUUUUAUGUAUCUCCUUUGUUCAGCGAUAUUAAUUCAGGGGAUCGCACAAAAUUGUUGCGCUUUUUUCAUGAGGGUGAUAGAUUUUGCAUGGUUUCUUUUUUCGGCCCCAUUUCGUAUAAUCCGUGUCCAAUUCUUCUGUUUGAAGUACCAUCCCUAGAAGGGCAGUUGGAAGGUAGUCCACUUAAUCUUGCUUGCUUUGGUGGAGCUAAUCCUCCUAAUCCCGAUAUUCUCAUCCUUAAGCGAGCGAUUCUAACUGGUCGUGUGGCGGUCAUUCACAAAAGGCAAAUUGUUGUCAAGUAUAUGUUUUUCAAUGAUGAUGAUGUGAAAUGGUUUCGACCGGUGGAUUUGUAUACUAAAUUAGGACGUCGUGGAAAUAUCAUAAAGGCUGUUGGUACGCAUGGUUUAUUUAAGGCAGCCUUCAAUGAUCAAGUGAUGCAGCACGACCUUGUGUGUAUGGAUUUAUACAGACGCGUUUUCCCAAAGUGGAAUACGGCAGCGUUUAAUAUUUCAGACGUUCGCCUCCCCUCCCAUUGUUGUAAUGAAGAAAAUGAGGCCUGA
Messenger RNA from Phytomonas sp. EM1, 2343 nucleotides. The record is from the annotation of a GenBank genome assembly. Lineage: Eukaryota; Euglenozoa; Kinetoplastea; Trypanosomatida; Trypanosomatidae.